This is a messenger RNA of Saccostrea cuccullata (small rock oyster), 1574 nucleotides long. RefSeq names its product putative ankyrin repeat protein RF_0381. The record is from RefSeq and is a predicted model, not a curated record. The transcript has 3 exons. Lineage: Eukaryota; Metazoa; Mollusca; Bivalvia; Ostreida; Ostreidae. Gene Ontology annotation, molecular function: protein binding. Bases 190 to 1359 code for a protein of 389 amino acids.
GUAAUAGAAAUUUUUCACUGUUUGGAUGGUCGAAAACGUAACGAUCGGUAAGAGCUCAUAGCUCAUUAAUUAUUCAUAUAGAAUCUGUCACCAGAGGGCGUAUAAGUUUUUCGGACUCACCAUUAUGUCCAUAUGUCCACUGUGACAAUUCAGACAAAGAGUAAAGACAUUUAAUCACAGAGUUAAGAGAUGGAUGAAGAAUUUAAUCAAAGAGCAAAACUGAAACAGAAAGUUUUACUGUUUGAACUUACUAAAGCUAUUACCAAUUCAGCGGAAGAUGUUGCUACAGAGAUGAUUGACAGUGGGGCUGAUUUAGAUGCUACUAUAAUUUAUUCCAAGACCCCACUGUCUUAUGCUUUAGAGACAGGCUGUGAAAAUAUUGCCAGAAAACUUCUCAGCAGAGGAGCUGAUCCUGAGAAAACAGCAACUUGUGAAAAAUCAAAGAAAAUUCUCAGACCUAUUCACUUUGCAUGCAAAUUCAAACAGACAAAUUUCCUCUCUGAUUUACUGAAAAAGAAUGUCGACAUGGAAGUCCCAUGCAGUGCCGGGUUGAGUGCUCUACAUUAUGCUGCUGCUGAAGGUUGUACGGAAAUCUGUUCUGAGCUGAUCAAGUAUGGUGCUGAUGUUAAUAAGCCAGAUACCUACAAUCUAACUCCUCUUCACAGAGCGGCAGAAAAUGGACACGUUGCUGUGGUUGAGUUACUUGUCAAUUCAGGAGCCGAUCUCAGUGUGGUAGAUAACUUUGGAAACACACCACUGCUGAUGGCUUGCUAUUUUAACAAGAAGAAAGCAGCAAGAUCCUUAUUGCAGUUUUGCAAUAAUGUAAACACAAGUGACAAAGAGGGAAAUUCAUCCCUUCAUAUCAUUAGUAGUUUUUGUCAACGAACAAAGGAAAGUUUUGUAAAAUCAAAUUACAAGUUCAUUAUAUCUGGGAAAGAUUAUUCUAGGUUUGAUCAAAUUCAUAAUGAUGUGCAAGUAAAUUUUCUCCUUGAUCUUUUAAUUUCCUUUGGUGCAAAUGUUAAAGCAAGAAACAAUCGAGGAUUAUCUACCUUUGAUGGUGCUAAAUCUUAUUUGAAAGAUCCAGGAAUUGAACUUUUCUUGUUAAGAAAACUUGUAGGCGCUGGACUUUGGAUUCAAGAUUUUUCACCUGACACAGUUUUAACAUCUGCCUGUAUUACAAAGUACACCUGGUCACUGUAUGUACAAGGACUAUCUAAUUUGCAGGAACAGCAAAUGACACUCAAGCAGCAAUGCAAAAAUGCUGUGCGAAAAGACCUUCACUUAACUAGUGGCAAAACAAUGAAGCAGUCUAUUGAAUGUUUACCUCUGCCAACUGACUUGAAAAAGUUUUUGCAAUGAUGUUACUGGAUAUGCAAAAAGUAGAGAACACAAAUUGAACUAUAGAACAAAAUGAUUAUUAUAUUUGUUUGGCAUUGAUUUCCCAUGUGUUCAUUUUUCCAGGUGUGUUAAUUACAUGAACAAUUAUUGUAUUACAGUAGAUGUACUAAGUGUGUAUCAUUUUUGUGUACUUUUUAUAGAAAUAGUUUUUGUGUGUAAAUUUAUAUGGGGGAAUA